This is a messenger RNA of Cyclospora cayetanensis, 1710 nucleotides long. RefSeq names its product serine/arginine repetitive matrix protein 1-like. NCBI's taxonomy places the organism in Eukaryota, Apicomplexa, Conoidasida, Eucoccidiorida, Eimeriidae. The transcript is spliced from 5 exons. The coding region runs from base 1 to 1710 and encodes 569 amino acids. The record is from RefSeq and is a predicted model, not a curated record.
AUGGAGGCAAGGACGGGCUGGAGGGAAUCCCAAGAGAGGCACCUGCUGCAGAACCUUGUUGUGUCUCUGCAGCACAUGUCCUCCGAACUGAAGCAGUUACAGACCGCAGCAGCGAGACACCUUAGAGGCUUUUACUGCAACUGUCGACGAUCGGCGCAACCUUGCCAGCAGCAUCGCCCAACCCACCCUCAACAAACUCACCCACGGCCUUCAAGUCCAGCCUACUCCUGGCAAAGGCUGCCACACCAGCAGGGGGAGCAGCAGCAGGGGGAGCAGCAACAGGGGGAGCAGCAACAGGGGGAGCAGCAGCAGAGGCAAGACUGUGCGGAACCGUUGGACGCCAUCUCGACCUUGCGCUGUUCACAGGUUCCUCCGCUCCCCAUCAAAGACCCUUUGCCACAUCCGCGUCUAGGAGCCAGCCGCAGCCAGCAGCAGCAACAACAACAAGACCAGCAGCAACAACACCAGGAAGAGCAGCAGCAGGAGGGCAGCUGGCCACUGGAAAGAAGCAGCCAACAGGCUCGCACUCUCGGUUUUUCUUGCAGAAAUCCCCAGCACGCGUCGCUUGCCUGGCUGGCCGCAUCUUCAGCAACAGCGGCAGUAGUAGCGGAUCUUCCUGCGAAUUCCCCCCCUCCCGCCUCUUGCUGCUGCCCCCCAUCCCCCACGGCGCUGAACCGACCCGCUCUUUGCAACUCGCCCCCUCCUUGUGCUUCCUCAGGCUCCGCAGAACCUCCCGCAUGCCGGAGGCGCUUCGUGCAUUUCGAAAAGGAGGCAUCCAGAGUUCUUCUCGAUCCCAGCGAGUUGCCAGACGUGCCUCGCCCUCAUGGUGUCGCUGUUGCGCCUGUCGCAGUAAUUCGUCCUCACAGAGGUCUUAUGGAGAGGGUUAAGGACAGGCUACGCUUGAGAAGGCAUUCCGGUGAGGCGGUUGCUACAGGAGUUGCAAGUGUUUUCUGGUGGCUACCUUCCCCUUGCUGUAGAGAAGGCACUUGCUACAGACCGCCUCCGCCAGCGCCUCUGUCCGUGCAGCAGCAAGUGUUGCAGUCUCGGCAGGAACGCAGCAACACAAGAAGCAGCAGCAGCAGCAGCAGCAGCAGCAGCGCCUUCCCCACAGGCCUCGGGCACCACCACGUACGGCCUCGGCUGUAUGUACCAGCGCCUGCGCCUUCCCCAACCUAUGCAGCAGCAGCAAGAUUGCUACCGAAUGCAGGGGGCGUCUCGUAUCCGCAAGAAAUCAGUCCGGCAAAUAGACUGAAGCGGCAGCAGCAGCAGCGGCUGGUGAUCCAGGAACAGCGGCAACACCGAACGCAUCGCAUUGGAGACUCUCCCGCCGCUGCACCUACCAACGCUGCCCCCCUUGCACCUACCAACGCUUCCCCUCUUGCGGAUUCCCUCCAGCAGCAGCAACAGCGACUGCGCCAACUGCGGGAGCAGCUAGCUGCAGAGGCGUCAGCAGCGAGGCGAGAGCAGCGCGCCUCAAAACACUGCAGGGAUGCUCUGACAAAGAGCAGCACCGGUGCCAGCAGCAUCAGCAGCAGUAGCGGCCAGACUCGAGAGCUUCUGCGAGGAACUGCAUCCUCCAGCAGCCUGCUAGGGGGGACGUCCAGCGAGCUGGAUACCAACCUCAGCCCCUUCAGGAGAGAAGGUGCCUAUGCACCACAACACACCCUUUCCACGGUCUCGACCCCUUUGGAGGCUUACGAUGACGAAUGA